Molecule: messenger RNA, 1758 nt
Organism: Medicago truncatula (barrel medic)
Lineage: Eukaryota; Viridiplantae; Streptophyta; Magnoliopsida; Fabales; Fabaceae
Product: ETHYLENE INSENSITIVE 3-like 1 protein
Exons: 3
Coding region: 16-1758 (580 amino acids)
Cellular component (GO): nucleus
Molecular function (GO): DNA binding; DNA-binding transcription factor activity
Source: RefSeq, a predicted model, not a curated record
AGGAAAAGAAAGACAAUGGCUCGUGCACAAGACCGCAUAUUAAGGUACAUGUUAAUGAUGAUGGAAGUUUGUGAUGCUCGUGGCUUCAUCUAUGGAGUAAUACCCCACGAGGGCAAACCAAUAAGUGGUUCAUCAGAAAAUUUACGAGGCUGGUGGAAAGAUAUAGUUAAAUUCGACAAAAACGGUCCAGCGGCAAUUGCUAAAUAUGAAGCGGAAAAUGGAAUUACAACAACAAAUUAUGAAAAGUUGAAUGGUGAAACAAUUACACUUCACUCGCUGAAUGAACUACCCGACACCAUAUUAGGUUCACUUCUCUCAUCAUUAGUGCCGCAUUGUCACCCACCACAACGGAGAUUUCCAUUGGAAAAAGGCAUUCCUCCACCAUGGUGGCCAACAGGGAAAGAAUCAUGGAGGAAUGAGAUGAGAUUUAGUGAAGAACCUGGCCUUCCCCCUUAUAGAAAGCCGCAUAAUCUAAAGAAGGUUUGGAAGGUUUAUGUUUUGGCAGCGGUUAUUAAACAUAUGUCUCCUAAUGUUCAUAAUAUUAGGAACAUAGUCAGACAAUCAAGGAGUUUACAAGAUAAACUCACUAUGAAGGAAACAUCUAUUUGGGGUGAAAUUAUUGAUCAUGAAGAAACAAUUGCAAGAAAAAUACAUCCUGAAUUUUUCUCAAGUUUUGAUUCUCAUGUUGAAGGAAGUAAUUAUUUGCUUGUCGAGGCGAAUGAUGUUGAUGUUGUGGAAGGUGGUGAGCACAAUCUAGCAAAACGAAAACUAUCAUCAUCAUCUUCACCAUCAUCAUCGUCCUCAUCGUCAUAUGAGGGUACUAACAAGAGAAAACGUAAACUUGGCAAGAGAAUUAGUACUCAUCAUAACUCUUUUCUUAACACUCAUCAACAUGCUACACCUCUUGACCAACAUGAAUUCAGCCAACAAGAGAAAAAUGUCAGGAACAAUCAUCAUUUUACUAGCACCGAAAUUGGAAGCAGCAACAACCAAUUCGAAAUGGUUGAGGUUGAAGUGUCAACAACUCAUCAAAAUGUUGCACCUCUUGCCCAACGUUUGCAAGCUGCGGUACCUGUUGCAGAUCAGAUUAUUCAUCAUACAGGUAAUUACUCAGGAGGAGGAGAAGUGGAUUCUGAUUUGAUGGACAUAUAUAAUUCAUGCAUUCAGCUGAAUAAAAACACCGUCAUGAGUACAAUGAUUCCAACUCCCGGUUAUAAUCAUAACAUGCACCAUCAAAUCUACAAUGCUAGUGUUCAACAUGCGAAGAACAACAUGAGUACUAUGAUUCCAAAUCAGGGUGUUAAUCAAAGCAUGCAACAUCAAAUCUACACCGGAAGUGUUCAACAGAACAAGAACACCAUCAUGAGUACUAUGGUUCCAACUCCUGGUGUUAAUCAAAACUUGCAUCCUCAAGUCUACACUUCAAGUGUUCAUCAACAACAGAAGAGCAACACCAUGAUGAAUACUACAAUGAUGAGUACUCCAAUGCCAGUUAUGAACAUGGUUGCAACUCCAGGAUUUAACCAAAACAUGCAGCAUCAAAUGGAUCAAAAUUUCUAUGCGCAACAAGGGGGUCCAAAUAGCUACUAUCACUGCAAAGUGCCUAAUACUGAAGUAGCUAAUGUUCCAAUGCAAGCAAAUGCCUCAAGAGAAACCUUUGAUCCAUCUUUUGAUCAUUUGAAGGCAUUCAAUUGCCAAUCUGAUGUUGAUGCUUACAACAACUAUGUGGCAUCAUCAAGUUAUAAUUGGAAUCAAUAA